Glycine soja is the source of this 1417-nucleotide messenger RNA. RefSeq names its product fructose-1,6-bisphosphatase, cytosolic-like. The coding region runs from base 203 to 1231 and encodes 342 amino acids. Lineage: Eukaryota; Viridiplantae; Streptophyta; Magnoliopsida; Fabales; Fabaceae. The transcript has 13 exons. The record is from RefSeq and is a predicted model, not a curated record. Gene Ontology annotation, cellular component: cytosol; cytoplasm. Gene Ontology annotation, biological process: fructose metabolic process; fructose 6-phosphate metabolic process; gluconeogenesis. Gene Ontology annotation, molecular function: fructose 1,6-bisphosphate 1-phosphatase activity.
CCAUAACAUAACAGCUUGGUACCCAUGUGUCAUUCCUAUCAUUUCGUUGACAAAACUUUCAUAUCCCCGAAAUUCUCUCUUUUUCCACUGUUCCCUAGGAAAUAUUUAUUCUCAUCUUCAUCCUCUACACAACACCUAAGAAGGACAAGAGGGAACUCAUAAUUUAUAAAAAGAACAUUGAGAAAGAGAGAAGGGAAGAAGAAUGGACCACCAAGCUGACACUAACAGAACUGAUUUGAUGACUAUCACACGCUUUGUUCUGAAUGAACAGUCAAAGUAUCCCGAAUCACGUGGCGAUUUCACCAUCCUUCUCAGUCACAUUGUUCUUGGCUGCAAAUUCGUUUGUUCUGCUGUUAACAAGGCGGGAUUGGCGAAACUCAUAGGACUUGCUGGAGAGACCAAUGUUCAAGGUGAGGAGCAAAAGAAAUUGGAUGUGCUUUCAAAUGAAGUAUUUGUGAAAGCCUUAAUCAGCAGUGGACGCACAUGCCUUCUUGUUUCUGAAGAGGUUGAAGAGGCUAUAUUUGUGCCAUCAUCACAUCGUGGCAAAUACAUUGUUGUGUUUGACCCUCUGGAUGGAUCCUCAAACAUUGACUGCGGGGUUUCUAUUGGAACUAUCUUUGGUAUUUACAUGGUGAAGAAUGAGGCUGAAGUAAGUCUUGAAGAUGCAUUGCAACCUGGGAACCAAAUGUUAGCAGCUGGUUACUGCAUGUAUGGAAGCUCUUGCACGUUCGUGCUUAGCACAGAAAAUGGAGUGAAUGGUUUUACACUUGAUCCUAGCCUUGGGGAGUUCAUAUUGACUCACCCAAACAUCAAGAUACCAAGUAAAGGAAAGAUUUAUUCGGUGAAUGAAGGAAAUGCCAGAAACUGGGAUGAACCAACCACUAAAUAUGUACAAAUGUGCAAGUUUCCUCAGGAUGGUUCACCACCAAAGUCUCUUAGGUACAUAGGAAGUAUGGUUGCUGAUAUCCAUCGAACUUUGCUUUAUGGUGGUAUCUUCAUGUACCCAGCUGAUGCAAAGAGUCCAAACGGAAAGCUACGGCUUCUCUAUGAAGUCUUUCCAAUGUCAUACUUGAUGGAGCAAGCAGGAGGUCAGGCUUUCACAGGAAAACAACGGGCUCUUGAUUUGAUUCCAAAAAAAAUACAUGAACGAUCACCAGUAUUCCUUGGCAGCUACGAUGACAUCGAGCAAAUGAAAGAGCUUUAUGCUGCAUCCAAAGAAGAUGAUGCAUGAAUAUUGUCUUUGAAUCUCAGUAUAUACUAUUUCUUGAGCUCUUGGCUGUUAAUUGGGUAGGACAACUUUUGUUUAGGUGGAACAUUGUGUUUAUUUGAAAAUAGUUAUACAGAAAAGAAAAAGGUGAAUGGGAUUAUUUUCUUUAAUUUACAACAUUAUUAAGUUGCAAUUAUAGGUCGAAAAUCA